Molecule: messenger RNA, 514 nt
Organism: Zerene cesonia (dogface butterfly)
Lineage: Eukaryota; Metazoa; Arthropoda; Insecta; Lepidoptera; Pieridae
Exons: 5
Coding region: 84-395 (103 amino acids)
Source: RefSeq, a predicted model, not a curated record
AACGCAAAUUUUCCAUCACAUUGUAUAGGCGCAGUUUUGAAAGUUACUUGUGAAAUAAACGGAGAAUAUUUAAAAGUGUCACUAUGUGGUUUCGAUUUGCCAUGUUUACGAUUUUAUUUCUAAUAUUCGCCGUGAAUUGUGCACAACAAACAGAUGAUCAUGAUGAUACGUCAAUCAAAGCACACGUCAAUAAAUAUCCACAGAAGCAAAAAAAUGAAGAAUAUUUUCCGAGACUACGCCGCAAUGCAAGGGAAGACUUUCUUGUAGUAUCAAAUAAAGGAUCCAAUUAUGGCAAUAGGGGAUACCCAAAUAGAGACUCAGGAUCCACCGUAAUAAUCCUACCAGAACAUAAUUACGACACCAAAUACACGGAAACUACUUAUCGCCACGGGUGAUGUGAAACAACUAACUUAUUCUUACAUCUUUCAUCUGAUUUGAUUGUUUAUUUUUCUUAAUUUCCACUAUAGUAAACAUGUUAAGGUUUUGUGCAUAACAAAUAAACAAAUAUAUUAAU